Messenger RNA from Pseudozyma hubeiensis SY62, 453 nucleotides. RefSeq lists its product as hypothetical. The transcript has 2 exons. The record is from RefSeq and is a predicted model, not a curated record. Bases 1 to 453 code for a protein of 150 amino acids. NCBI's taxonomy places the organism in Eukaryota, Fungi, Basidiomycota, Ustilaginomycetes, Ustilaginales, Ustilaginaceae.
AUGAGCCGGAGCAACGCACAUCGUCUAGAGCAAGAGACGUCGACAGGCCAACCAAAUUGUCAUCAGAAACGCUCAAGAUUUGACAGUGACACACGCUGUUCUGACAACACGGAACGGUGUUUCAAAUCGGCGUCGUCAAAGCCGACGGCACAGAUCCCGCUUAUCCGACGCUCGCUUUCGCCCAGCCCCGCUCCUGCCGCGAGCAAGCUCGACCGUCGUUGGUGGUUCGGCUGGUCAGCCUCGCUCGGCAAGGAACCCGACGACGCCCGUGUCGGCGUGCAUUACAUCCCUCCCCACUGGAUCUUUGAUCAUCCGCCUGCCGACUCGGAUGCGUUCGCGAGGUGGCUCGCGAGACUGCGACAGCAGCAGCCAGACUUCAUCCAGGUGACGCUGCCGGGUGGCGAGUCCAACAAGGCGGGCACGAUCGUUGUCGGGGAUCCUGAGACCCCUUGA